AUGCCACCAAAGAAACAGCGCGACAAAGACGCAGUCGACAAGCUAGUACCGGACAACGUGAUGAUCGAGCCUCGGUCUACGCCGACAAUGAAACACGAUCCAGUGUUAGUCAUGAACGAUCACCUAACGACGAGCUACCAGUCGCCCCUGAAAAAGCUCGAGAGCACGAUCGAGAAGCACAGCCGAAAGAUUUUCGUAACAGUCGACGAUCUGCGCGAGUUUAUCAUGCACAGCGACGGCAACGACAAGGAAGUGUGCGCGUCCGUGCACAUCAAGGCGCGUCUUCUUUGGAUGGCGUCCGACACAGUCCGAGGUCUACACUUUUUACGACUCUACUUUGGCGAAUUGAACAUCGACGACCCCAAGCUUCCACGUCCAGGAGACGUAGUGAUGAUCACACCGUUCAAACUCAACGCCUACCGCAACUGCUGUCAAAUCGAUGCCAAACUGUACGGCCUCACUAAGAUCAACAUCUCGUGA
Molecule: messenger RNA, 480 nt
Organism: Phytophthora infestans T30-4
Lineage: Eukaryota; Oomycota; Peronosporomycetes; Peronosporales; Peronosporaceae
Exons: 3
Coding region: 1-480 (159 amino acids)
Source: RefSeq, a predicted model, not a curated record